AAGUAUGUAUGGAAGGUCCAGAAACCAAUGGCCAAUUCCAGAUAACUGGGAUUCAAAAACAUUUCGGCUCUUAUGCUGUCUCACAGAGACCUGCUUUAUUGGUCUUACACUUCAACCUAAGACCUAAAAUACUCCAGCUGUGA
Messenger RNA from Arvicanthis niloticus (Nile rat), 143 nucleotides. The record is from RefSeq and is a predicted model, not a curated record. Lineage: Eukaryota; Metazoa; Chordata; Mammalia; Rodentia; Muridae.